AUGAGGUACGAUGGAACCCAAGAUCCUCUGGAGCACCUCACGGCCUUCGAGGCUAGAAUGAAUCUGGAGGGAGUAGGAGACGAGGUGAGGUGCCGGGCCUUCCCGGUCACCCUGGCUGGACCUGCGAUCCGGUGGUUUAACGGCCUCCCGCAGGGAUCCAUUUAUGGGUUUUCGGACAUCAGCCGUGCCUUCCUAGCUCAAUUCACAACACGAAUAGCAAAGGCAAAGCACCCGAUCAAUCUGCUCGGGAUAACCCAAAGUCCCGAGGAGACGACUAGAAAAUACCUGGACCGCUUCAACGACGAAUGCCUGGAAAUUGACGACCUAACCGACUCGGUGGCUAGCCUCUGUCUGACAAACGGCCUCCUGAACGAGGAUUUCCGAAAACACCUCACCACGAAACCGAUUUGGACGAUGCACGAAAUCCAAACGGUAGCUAAGGAAUACAUAAAUGACGAGGAGGUGAGCCAGGUCGUGGCUGCCAAUAAACGGCACUCCGGCUACAAUCAACCUAGGCAGCAAGGUAACGGAGAGAGACAGAAAGAACAAGGCGGAGGGCUGAGCAAGGCACCCAGAACGUUUCCCCGGAUCGGGAAAUUCACCAACUACACUCCACUCACUCUCCCCAUCAUGGAAGUUUACCAGCAAAUAGUCGAGAAAGGAAUCUUGUCGAAGCCCCGACCACUCAAGGACCGCACGGGGGGAAACAAGAGCCUCUACUGUGACUACCACAAGGGCUAUGGGCACCAAACACAGGACUGCUUUGACCUGAGGGAUGCACUAGAGCAAGCCAUAAGGGACGGUAAACUCUCGGAAUUCUCCCAUCUCAUAAGGGAGCCGAGGAGGCGACAUCGCGACCAAGACGAGGAUGGCAAGACCCGGACGGCAAAGCGGCGACAAGAGCCAGAAGACAAAGACCACGGUCUCACCGUGAUAAACGUAGUAACCGCCAAAAAUACCGCACCAAGGUCGAGAUCGGCGCACAAGAAAGACGCCAAGAUCCUGGCGAUCUCCUCCGCGCCGAUGCGAAGCUCUAAGAAGCCCCCAUGUAUCUCCUUCGGCCCGGAAGAUCAGUGGUUCGACGAGGCCCCUAAAAGUCCACCCGUGGUCAUCACGGCCAGGGUGGGAACAGGCCUCGUAAAAACGAAUCCUUGUUGA
Arachis duranensis is the source of this 1158-nucleotide messenger RNA. RefSeq lists its product as uncharacterized. The transcript has a single exon. NCBI's taxonomy places the organism in Eukaryota, Viridiplantae, Streptophyta, Magnoliopsida, Fabales, Fabaceae. Bases 1 to 1158 code for a protein of 385 amino acids. The record is from RefSeq and is a predicted model, not a curated record.